AUAAAAAGCCCAGGACUGACCAGACAGAAUCACACAUCAAGACUCUCCAAAGCAUCUCCAGGACCAAGAAGCCAUCUAGAGUCUCUCCACUGUCAGAUCCAAGGAGCCAUCCAGAGUCUCUCCUCUCCACACACUGAAGAUGGAGCAAAGCCCCUCUCUGACCCUGCUGCUGCUGCUGCUGCUGGGCCUCUCUCAGGCCAACCCUCUCAUGGAGGACGGAAGUGGACCAGAGAUCCUAACAGACGACCCUGAGGAUGUAGACAUCACUGAGAGAAUUCUGACCACCAAUAACGGCUCCAGUCAGUUUCUGUUGGAGGGAGACAUGGUGGCGCCAACAACCAGAAAUGCCAUGGUUUGCUUUAGUUCCCCUUGGAGGUGCUUCUGGACAAAAGGCACAGACGGAUUGGUUGAAGUGCCCUACACAGUGAGCAGUAGCUUCAGUUCCUCUGACAAGCAGGGCAUUGAGAAUGCCCUCCGGGCCUUCCCUUCCAAGACCUGCAUUCGCUUCGUGCCUCGUCAGAAUCAGGUUGACUUCAUCAGCUACGAGCCCAGAGACGGGUGCUGGUCCUCUCUUGGGAGAGUGGGAGGCCAACAGACGGUCUCUCUCCAAAUGGACGGCUGCGUUUACUUCGGGGUCAUUCAGCACGAGACUCUCCACGCUCUGGGCUUCCAGCACGAACAAACCAGGAGCGACCGUGACCAGUAUGUCACCAUCAACUGGAGUAACAUCGACUCUAACAACGCCUACAACUUCGACAGAUCAAACACCAACAACCUGAACACUGCCUACGACUACAGCUCUGUCAUGCACUAUGGAAAUACAGCCUUCUCUAUCAACGGGAAGGACACCAUCACCCCCAUCCCCAACCCCAACGUGCCCAUCGGCCAGAGACAGGGGUUGUCCACCACUGACAUCCUGAGGAUCAACAGACUCUACGGCUGCUGAGAGGAAGACAUCAAGUCACAGGAGAAAAGUCUGGAAAAGACCAGAUGAAGGAAGUCAAGUCUGACACAUAUAUUGUUAUCUUAUUGAUUUAAAAUCAUUGUUUAGUUGUAACUUUAAAAAAUAUCACUGCUGUAGUUGUGUAGUUCUCAAAUUAUUUUAAUCAUAUGACUUAGUUAAUUAUCUAAAAUAAACAAGAUUGAAAGCAGAUGCUAUUGUGUAAUUCUAG
Messenger RNA from Salvelinus namaycush (lake trout), 1172 nucleotides. RefSeq names its product high choriolytic enzyme 1-like. Gene Ontology annotation, biological process: proteolysis. Bases 140 to 946 code for a protein of 268 amino acids. The record is from RefSeq and is a predicted model, not a curated record. The transcript is spliced from 3 exons. Lineage: Eukaryota; Metazoa; Chordata; Actinopteri; Salmoniformes; Salmonidae. Gene Ontology annotation, molecular function: zinc ion binding; metalloendopeptidase activity.